Molecule: messenger RNA, 11334 nt
Organism: Plectropomus leopardus (leopard coralgrouper)
Lineage: Eukaryota; Metazoa; Chordata; Actinopteri; Perciformes; Serranidae
Gene: atp13a3
Product: ATPase 13A3
Biological process (GO): polyamine transmembrane transport; intracellular calcium ion homeostasis
Cellular component (GO): late endosome membrane
Molecular function (GO): ATPase-coupled monoatomic cation transmembrane transporter activity; ATP hydrolysis activity; P-type ion transporter activity
Source: RefSeq, a predicted model, not a curated record
UGCUGUAGUACUCAGUCUGUCCCACUGAGCUGUCAACGCACAGCAAUCUUACACUCUGCCUCUGUUGCGACAACAUUUUUCUAUUCAACCUAGUCCAUUUUUCUCUUCAACGACGUUUUCCUUCAGAUAACAUCGACUUUAGUCUCACAAUGACUCGAAGGUGAUCUUCAGAGUGUCCAGGUGGUUCUGGGGUUCCAGGUUGGUGUGGUGCGAGAGCAAGCUAACUGCGGGGAGGAGGACCGCCUGGGGCAUCGCGUCCCUGGCUCUCAAGUGACUAAGGAAGGGGCUUGGCAAACUGUUCUGCAGCAUGGAGAAGGAAGACUUGAAGGUCCUCAACAAAGGGGAAGAGGAGGAGAUGGAGCUGCAGGGCUACCGUCUGUGUCGUUGGCGGCUGGCCCUGGUGGGCCUCGGCGUGCUGUGUACAGGGGGCUUCCUCCUCCUGCUGCUCUACUGGAUGCCAGAGUGGUGCGUUAAAUCCACCUGCACCCGUACCACAGCCCGUGAUGCCGAAGUGGUAUUGCUGCGCUCCACGGACGAGUUCCGGCGCUGGUUCCUGGCCAGAGUGCGAGUGAUGCUGGCCCCGGGGAGCAACCCCUUCCACAGCCUGGAGACCCAGACCACCUCCCCCUCCUCCCCUUCCUCUCCCUCCUUUCCCUUCUCCUCCUCUUCUCUGGCCAACGGACAUACCCCCCACCCCACCGAUGGCAGCCCCGCUCAGGAGCUCAUCAGAAGAUAUGCCGACUACCAGCCCACACAGAUUCGCUAUUUUACCUUCCAUAGCACAAAGUAUUAUUGGAAUGACGAAGUGCAGAACUUUGAAGUUUUAACCGGCCUGGAGGAUCUUCAGGUCAGCUGCUCCGCCCUCCACUCGGAGCACAGCGCAGGCCUGACCAGGAACCAGCAGGAGUACAGGAGACUGUUCUUCGGUGUGAAUGAAAUUGCAGUGAAAGUGCCUUCUGUUUUCAAGCUGCUUAUCAAAGAGGUCCUCAACCCUUUCUACAUCUUCCAGCUCUUCAGUGUGAUCCUGUGGAGUGCCGAUGAGUAUUACUAUUAUGCUGUGGCCAUUCUUUUCAUGUCGGUCAUAUCCAUAGCUACCUCUCUGUACACCAUCAAAAAGCAAUACGUCAUGCUUCACGAUAUGGUGGCAGCUCACAGUAUUGUCCGUGUGUCUGUAUGCCGAGCCAACAAUGAUAUCGACGAAAUCUUGUCAACUGAUCUGGUGCCCGGUGAUGUGAUGGUCAUCCCGAGCAAUGGGACCAUCAUGCCAUGUGACGCUGUGCUGGUCAGCGGCACCUGUAUCGUCAAUGAAAGCAUGCUCACAGGUGAGAGCGUUCCUGUAACAAAGACCAACCUCCCCAACCCAUUGCCUGGGGAGAGGGGGGAGGAGGCUGACAGUGCCUACAACACUGAGGAGCAUAAGAGACACACACUCUUCUGUGGCACCCAAGUCAUCCAGACCCGCUUCUACACAGGCGAACUGGUCAAAGCUGUGGUGGUCCGCACAGGUUUCAGCACAGCCAAAGGCCAGCUGGUGCGCUCCAUCCUUUAUCCAAAACCCACCGACUUCAAGCUGUACCGUGAUGCCUACCUCUUCCUGCUGUGUCUGGUGGCUGUGGCUGGAAUUGGUUUUGUCUACUCCAUCGUCCUCAGCGUCAUGAAUGAGGUGCCAGCGAAGACCAUCAUCAUUGAGUCUCUGGAUAUCAUCACCAUCACUGUUCCACCGGCGCUGCCAGCUGCCAUGACGGCUGGCAUUGUGUACGCCCAGCGCCGCCUCAAACACCUUGGCAUUUUCUGUAUCAGCCCACAGAGGAUCAAUAUCUGCGGUCAAAUCAAUCUGGUCUGCUUUGACAAGACUGGAACUCUGACAGAAGAUGGAUUAGACCUGUGGGGAGUCCAGAGGGUUGAGAAUGGCAGUUUCCACCUGUCAGAGGAAAACGCAUACAAAGAAAAUCUUGUCAAGUCCCAGUUUGUGGCUUGUAUGGCCACCUGCCACUCUCUCACCAAAAUAGAUGGCCAGCUGUCUGGAGACCCACUGGACCUAAAAAUGUUUGAAGCUACAGGCUGGAUCUUAGAAGAGGCCACUGAGGAGGAAACAUCUCUGCACAACCGUAUCAUGCCCACUGUGGUUCGACCCCCAAAACAGCUGUUGCCCCCCGAAACUGCUGCAUCAACAGAGCAGGACAUGGAACUAUAUGAGAUUUCUUCAGCGUAUGAAAUAGGUAUCGUGCGCCAGUUUCCCUUCUCCUCAGCACUCCAGAGGAUGUGUGUGGUGGCUCGUCUGCUCGGGGAGAAACGUAUGGAUGCCUACACGAAGGGAGCACCAGAGGUGGUGGCAAGCCUCUGCAAGAAGGAUACAGUGCCAGAAAACUUUGCAGAGGUUUUGGAGGGCUACACCAAGCAGGGUUUCAGGGUCAUAGCUCUGGCUCAUCGCAGACUUGAAUCCAAAAUGACUUGGCACAAAGUCCAGAACAUCAACAGGGAUCACAUAGAGGCAAACAUGGAGUUCCUAGGUCUGAUCAUCAUGCAGAACAAGCUUAAGGCAGAAACCCCAGGAGUGCUGCAGGACCUCCGCCGAGCCAACAUCCGCACUGUUAUGGUUACUGGUGACAACAUGCUGACAGCUAUCUCUGUGGCCCGAGACUGUGGAAUGAUCCCCCCCAAAGACACAGUCAUCAUUGCUGCUGAUGCCCCUCCCUCCCUUGAUGGACAAGCUGCCAAGAUCACCUGGAGAUACGCUGACAGGCCGAACAAGACAUCUCGCCUGGAGGAAGUAAACAUCAGUCUGGAGGACGUGUGUCAUGUAGAUGAGCCCGAAACACAAGAGCUGUAUCACUUUGCUAUGAGAAAGUCAUUUGCUGUCAUCACCGAGCAUUUCCCUGACAUGCUCCAAAAGUUGGUGCUACAUGGCACAGUGUUUGCCAGAAUGGCCCCGGACCAGAAAACCCAGCUCAUUGAGGCACUGCAGGGCGUAGACUACUUUGUGGGGAUGUGUGGAGAUGGCGCAAACGAUUGUGGGGCUCUGAAGAGGGCUCAUGGUGGCAUCUCUCUGUCAGAGCUCGAGGCCUCAGUAGCAUCUCCCUUCACCUCAAGGACCCCCAACAUCUCCUGUGUCCCCAGCCUCAUCAGAGAGGGGCGUGCUGCUCUCAUCACCUCCUUUUGUGUGUUCAAGUUCAUGGCCCUCUACAGCAUCAUCCAGUACAUCAGUGUCACUUUACUCUACUCUAUCCUCAGUAACCUUGGAGACUUCCAGUUCCUCUUCAUUGAUAUUGCCAUCAUCCUUCUUAUUGUCUUUACCAUGAGUCUGAACCCAGCUUGGAAAGAACUAGUGUCACGUCGUCCCCCAUCAGGUCUGAUCUCAGGGCCUCUGCUGUUCUCUGUGCUGACCCAGAUCCUCAUCUGCUUGGGCUUCCAGACCAUCACAUUCCUUUGGGUCCGACAGCAGCCCUGGUACUCAGUCUGGACGCCACUUACAGAUGCCUGCAACCAGUCAUCACAUAUUAAUGUGUCUGACCACAAUGACACAGAAGUAGACGACCACAACAUCCAAAACUACGAGAACACCAGCCUCUUUUAUGUCUCCUGCUUCCAGUAUCUCAUCGUUGCCAUUGUUUUCUCAAAGGGCAAACCCUUCAGGCAGCCUAGCUACAAGAAUUGGCCUUUUGUGCUUUCUGCCUUGAGUUUGUAUUUUUUCCUGCUGUUCAUCAUGUUCCACCCUAUCAAAGACAUUGAUGAGUUUCUCGAGAUUGUUUGUGUCCCGUUUGAGUGGAGGCUAAAACUCUUUCUCAUCAUCUUUGUCAAUUCUGCUGUGUCUGUUUUGGUGGAGACCUUCAUCCUUGACAUCGUCUUAUGGAAGCUUGUGUUCAGCCGAGACAAACAGGGCAGCUUUGGCAUCACUCCUGUCGCCCCGACACCACAGGGGUUCAUUGACCUGCGGGCGUACAAGUGUCUGUCCUGGCUGUGCUGCCCAAGCAAGACGACACCCAAGGCUCGCUAUAUGCAUCUGGCCCAGGAGCUAAGUGUCGACCCUGACUGGCCUCCAAAGCCAACCACCACCACUGAGGCUAAGACCCGCCCAGAAAAUGGCUCAACCUAUCAAAUCAUGACCAACUCCUAGCACCCCCCCGAGCCCCUCACAGUGUCUAAAUCUGUACCUUUUAAACAGGACGCGUGCAUAUGACGCGUUCAUUGAACAAACAUUCGACCCAUACAGAUAGAACUGUCACAGGAUAAUUGCUUGUCGUUACGUUUCGCAGAGACUUGCAUCAAUACUGUAGUUCCAGAGUAGUUGCUGCAAAGCCUUAGGAUAACAUAUGAGAACCAAAUAAAGUGAAGUUUCAGUUCUCUCAGCACUCUCACUAUCUCUGGCUCAACCACUCGUGCGCUCAGAGGGCUCACUUGAAGAAAAAAACUUUUGUCAUGAAAAAAAUUUAACAUUAAAUUUAAUUCUCAUUCUUUAUUGUAAUGUCUAUUCCCCAAAGCCGAGCAGCAUAUAACCCAGGCUGGGAGGAGAGGGUGAUAAGCCAGAUCAAAUAUAAGCAUUGACCUCCUCAGAUUUAAAGUCAGUGCAGUUUUAAUCCUUUCACUUUGUCUAUGUGAAAGGGGUAUAAAAGAGAGCCCGCUCUACUUCAGAGCUAGUUUCUGACAGACGUGCUCUCAGAAAUGUCAUGUAAGAGCAUCUUCAAAUUUCAUUCAAAACCACAGUACUAGAUGUCAAUUUCAGAUGAAGUAAAAUAGCCUAAUAUUACAUCUGAGCCUUUCAGAAUGAUCACUAAAAGAAAAAAGUACAAUAUAGGAUGAAAAUGCUGCUAGCCUAGAAGAGGGGUCGUACCCACUCUUAAUUCAAUGAUGAGUAAGAUAGAGUCUGGACGAGACUGAGAUGAGAUUAUACUCAACAACUCUGUAAAAGCUGAUCAUACAGUUUUUAAAAGCAUCAAGUCAUAUUCCUGCAGUCACCGCCUCACUUUUCAGACAGUAACUCGUUUCACAGAUCUAACCUGAUAGCUACUAUGUAGUGGUCUGAUACCGCUAAUUUAUAUAUAUUUAUAUGCAGAGAGAGACUGAGAGAGAGUCAUUUUAACGAGUUAGCAGUACCAUCUGGUAAGAAUUUAUUAGAGAGCAUAGAGUCAUAACCAAAAAGAAAAGCUUUAAAUUUUACCUUGGGCCCCUGGGGAUGAAUGAAAUUACUAAUUUGAUGCUGGUAUUCAUAUAGUGUUUCAAGCAUACUGUGAGUUGUAGAAGACUGGGAGGCUUCAAUCAACUUGUUCACAGCAGACAGAAGUUCAUGUUCACAUUUGCAAGAAAACACAAAAAAUAAGUUAAUUGGCUGUAAAGAGCCGAUGAUACAGGUCUGAACAGGUAAUGGGGCAUUUCCAUAUUUUGUAAGAUUUAGAAAUGGUGCAUAAGCCUGAAAAUACUCACAUUUUUUCAGAGCUGACAGAAUUAAAAUAUUUGUAAGGCUGCUGUCAUCAACUAUAACGUGGCAUAGCAUCUCUGAAAAUCUUAUUGUCCCCACGCAGAACAAUGAGGGAGAGAGAUGCGCUUAUCUGCUCGUAGCCACAGGCUGGGACCUGUGGCAGGAUCUCCGUUUUGUUUGUCAGAGUUUACUUUAAGGGUUUUUAAUAAAGAUCUUAUGUAGAAAAAUGUUUAAAAAAAAAACUGAAAAAAAGACAAAAUCCUAAAAACAAAUUUCAUCUCAGCCUUUUAGGCAUGCAAGUGGAUCCAUUUGUCUGUUGGUCCAGACUGAAAUAUCUCUACAACUAUUGGAUGUAUUGCCAUUAAACUUAGCACAGACAUCCAGGGACCCCUAGAGAAUGAAUUCUAAAGAUUUGUUUUUCUGAUUUUCAUGUUGGUCCACGAACUGUUCAACAACACUUCAUAUCAGGAUACCUCUAAACCAAUGACAGAAAUCUCAUCAGUCUCAGCUGUACUUUGAUAUUAAUCCUAACACGUUACGCUUACAUGGUAAGUGUUAACAUACGAUGCUAACAAGUCUGACAGGGAAGAACAUGGCCUUUUCUCUGGCGCUCUUACUUCUCUCGUACAGCCAAACAUUUACCCCUUUAGUGGUAAAGAUCUAACAGCAGCAAAUGUGUCUCUACUUUCUAGUAUGGAACGAGCGUUACACCCUCAUAGGCCAUGAGUGUGGCUCCAAACUUUUAUGUUUUUGCAUCUAUGAGCCUGUCAACAUCUAAUGACAUUAGAGUGGAAAACAUACAUGACCUGCAUGAAGCCAGCUCCCUGUCGUCAUGUUUUGAAGACUUGAUGGUUGCAAUACUAGAAAUAUUACUACUAAAACAGCAUUACUGUAGAAUUAAGAAACAUCUCCAUUAGCAUCUCUGUAUUAGAAAAAUCAGCAUGAUUCUGGCUGGUUAUCACGAAAGUUUAAUCACAUGCAUGAGACCAUACAGUUCAAAGCAUCCUACAUUUACAAGCUCGUGUCAGAUUGGCUCCAGAAAGCCAGCAGUAAUACUUACAUUUAUUUACUUUAAAAACAUUUCUUCCUAUGGAAGACUAAUUGAAAGCGUGAUAGUUAAUAAAGGCAAGGCGUUGUGUAUCUCAUCAGCUCACUGUGCAUUCAAAACAUCAGUGCAACAACCUGUGCUGCAUUUGAUGGCUGCUGAUUACCUGAUGCUGAUUUAUACACUUGUAUUCAUGUAUUACACAUACAGUAGGCUACCUGCAUAGAGAGUUAAGGGCUAUAUUUUAUGUUCACUGCUCUUUCUUUGACUGAAAGUGAUGCUCCCCAAAAUCUACUCUUAAAGGGUCAAACACUCUAAACUUUUAAGGGGGCUGUGAAAAUGUGUGGUUUUUUUUCUCAAUAUAAACCUGACCGUGGAAAUUUAGUUUAAGAUAGAUCAUAAGAAUGGCAUAUUGAGCAAAUGGGUGGGCAUUCGAGUUUACACUGCAGGAAUGGACUAAGUUGUUUUUAUUUGCAUUUUGCUCGUUUUUUCAAACAUAGGAUUUGGAAAUAAUCUCGCUCCUUUCUGUUUUGUACUCCAGUAACAGUUGAGCAACACUGGAACACAGCAGUCAACUUUCCCCUUUCCUGCUAUACUUAGAUAUGUGCUAUGCUUGUCUUUUGAAAAGAAAACCAAAUUUUAAAGAUGGUUAAAUGGUGUGGCUUGGGGACAAACAUUUUAUAAACAGAACGCCAGCUAAUGUAUAGCUAAACAUCAAUAGGAGUUAAUCUAAUGUCAGAUCACAAGCGUCAGGGAAGGACACAGAUGGGUUGGUUACUGACAUAUUGUUAAGAUGACCUGAAUUAUCAUUAGCCAGAUCAAGGGUAAUGUUCUUUUAUUUAUAUUAUCUCUUUAAGGCUCCGUGCCGCCCUGACGUAACUAAUUUUCUACAGAAACAAGAGACUAACGUUAGGUCAGAACCAUGGUCUGUAUUCAGCAAAAAAUGCAUAGAGUUUAAGUUUAGAUGUAAAGAAAAGAAGCAAAAAAAAAAAUUAUGGGCUUUCACCUAAAGAAAAGAAAAGAAUAAAAUUUGAUUUAAACACACAACAUAUUGCAAAGUAAAAUAUCAGCAUAAAUACAUAAUACUCACCCAGUCAUCACAACUGUAAAGUAAUAAACAUGACAUCAUGUAAAUCAGUACUAUACAGAAACACAGCAGCCAUAUAAAGUACUUUACUGAUCGCUGAGGGAGUAAAGGAGACACAUACCCGGCAGUGCAGGAGCAAUGUUGACUGAUUGUCUUCUCCUGGUCUCUACCUCUCCCUUCCUCCUUGAGACUGGGAGCCUCAAUUUAUGUUUUUUUUGCCUUGUUCAAAAAAAUGACAUCAUGAUUAUAUCCUUCCACUGCAUACUGUAGUCCUCGCUGUCAGUUUCGUAAAGCUAUAUCAUCUGAUGCCCAGAAACAAACUAAUAAAUGCCGCAGUACUCGACAAAGCAGAACCGUUUCUUUUUGUCAAGCUUGUCCAACUUAGUAACAGUAAGAAAGGGGGAAGGGACUUGGUAUCAGUCAAUUGAUUGAAAUAAAGCUGACCACAGCAGCUUCAAAGAAAAAAAAACUUUAUAAAGCCACCAGAGAUAGCGUUUGAUCCUCAAAAGUCAGAUUUAUCGUGGAGUAUCGCUUUAAAGCAAAGACACCAACACACAUACAGCUUUUUCUCAAUGUCAGUGUAACUGUAUACUUGCCUAGCAGCCUGCCUUUCAUGAAUCUUAUGGUUUAGUAUAAACGAUUUAAAAUACUGUGUGUCCCUGAGUAUUUUCAGACUGCUGAUCAGUGGUUAUGAGACACCAUGUUAAAAGAAUGUUAAACUAAAUGUAACGUUACUCUUUCUCCUUGACAAAACUAAUUGAAAUUAUUUUCAAAACAUCUGGCAACAUCGCUGUAUUCGGUGACACUUAAUUAUGUACAGCACAUCGCAUUUAGCUUGUCCACUGAUUAUUAAUGAUUUUGUUCAUAUAGAAAAAAAAUCAGCAGAUUUUUCUUAAUAUCUGUAAUAGUGAGUCUGAAGUUGCUCAGCUCCAAAAGCCAUUGUCUAUCAAGAUGCUUUUAAUAUUACAAAUGCAUAUGAAACUUGGGAUCUAUACUGUUUUUAUGACAAGUUCAAAUGUGAGUGUAGUUUUUAGAUACUUGUUUAUUUGAUGGGCAAACUUAUGAUAUUUUGUGGGUAAAUUGUCUGCCUGACAAUUGUAGGACUUAUAGUACUGUGGAUGAAGCUGUUUAGAAAUGCCUAACAUGGCUCAAAUGGACAUUCUAGUGCCAAUUUGCAGAAAGAUUUUUGUUAUUUUGUCAGAAAUAUGGGCCACAUGGGUUUUAUGCCUCUGAAUAUUCAGUGGUAUUUUUCCUUCUUUAUAUUUACUUUCAGGGUUUCUUCUUUCUCUAGAUACUUACUAAAACUGAAUGUUGUGUAAAGAACACAAUUAAAUGCAAUGCAAUACUAAGGUUAUUGAUUCAUUUUCCAAAGACUUUUCAUCAUAUCUGUACUGAUUAUUUGAAGAAAAAAAAAAAAGAAAUGUUUAAUUUUAAUCUGUUUAGUUCCGUCAAAUCUGAUUUGACUCAGCAGACUUUGCAAGAUGAUAAUAAUAUUAAAGGUUGGAUUCUAUCUGUAUAUAUGAGAUGUACAUUUCUAGUGUGUGCAUAAAAGUCAAAAGAUUUAGUUAUAAAAAUGUAUGGUUUUUGGAUUAUCAAAGGGCUGGUGUGUCUUUUUCUACUAUUUUGGUACUGUGUUACAAUCAGUUGUCUGUCUACUUUUGAUUUGUACUGUCUGUUGGAUUUAUUUGUACUUUCACUUUCAUUAUGGAUUUGCAUUAGCUUGGAUCUUCCUUAUUUGGGCAUAAAUCCUGGGCAUUUAUUUCACAAAUUGAAUCUGUUAUUGUGAAGAAUGAUUGGAUCUAUAUUUGUUCUGUCUUGGGUAAAAGCAAUGCAACACGUCUACUCGAAAUUUGGAAGAAAAUUUGGAAGAGUCCUGAGUGGAAACAUUUGUCUCUAAAAGUAGACUUUUAAAGGGAUAGUUGCUUUUUUUGAAUGGGGUUGUAUGUAUGUGUAUCCACAGACAAUGCAUUACCUAUAGUAGAUGUCAGUCAGCACGGCCCCAUUAUUUAGGAGCAGACCAGAGUCUGACACAGAAGCUACGCAAUCUACUGCUGUAGAGGGGAAAGCAACAAAAUGCAUUUUAGUCACCUAAAAAAAGUCCCAUGUAAAAAAAAAAAAAAUCAAUAUCAGUUAAAGUACAUGCUAUAUUGAGAGUAUUUUUACUGCUUCAGCUUCAUAUCAGACAGUGAUCUCCAAUGGGAAAAUUAAGUCAUUAUAUUGUUCUCUUCAGUGACAGACUCUAUUGAAAAACAGUGAUUUAAUAUUGUUAAACACAGGAGCUGCUGGUCUGUUGCUGCCUCCAUCAGUUGUUUUGUUUGUGCUAUUGUGCGACUUUGGCAUUAUAAAGGGUUAGUUCCGGUUUAUUAAGUCACACAAUAAUACAAACUUAACACCUGAUGCAAGCAGGGGAAGACGAGCAGCUCCUGUGUUCAGCAUGUUACAUUUACUGUUUUUGUCAGUGGAGUCUGGUAGCUGUAAAGGAAGCAUAGAUUGGAAUCUAAAGCCGUCAACAGCCUCCUUAUCACAAUGGGCCGUCUGACAGAAGGGUAAAGCGGUGAAAAUACUCUCAAUGUAGUAUACACUAAAACUGAUAUUGAUUUUUUUUUUUUUUUUUUUUUUGGUGGGACUUUUUUUAGGUAGCUAAAAUAGCUCAAGUUACUGACCUCCAUCCAGGGCAGACCAUUGUUUGGCUUCUGUGUUUGACUCAAGCCUGCUUCUCCAAACUUGUGGUGAGCCAACUGACAUUUACUGUUUGUAAUACACUUGGUAUAUAUUAGAGCCUCAUACAAAACUACUUCAAAAACUCCAAAAUAUCCCUUUAAGCUUUUUUUUUCCUGCUUUGCUUUGCUUUUGUCUCAGUGCUUUGUGUAAUAUAUAGGACCUGACACAAGAAGGGAAUUCUGCUGUUGUUGAAUAUUUGGCACCUCCUCACGAAUUCAUAAUUAGAGCAACAUCAGACAAUCUUGUUUUUUUUUCUGUUCAAUCAUCCAAUGUAGAUAUUUUACUUUGUUUGUCUGGAACUUUUAAAAAGAUAAUUUACAUCUGUGUAAAAUUAAAAAUGUAAUUGGCAAAAAGAAUGUGCAUUGCUGCUCGAUAUCAGCGAUCUAUUGUGACUAUAUUGCUGCUAGGGCAAAAUGAUUCAGCUGUGUCAUAACUGUGCACCUUGAUGCAGAAAAUUAAUCAAUUUGAUGACGUGCAAAGUGUAAAUACUACUAUUGCUUGUCUUCUGUGCUACAGAUUUGCCUUUUAUUCUGACACAGUUAUGUCAAAACAAUGGCUUUUAUGCUGAAACCUCUAUGCUCUUAUACAGGUACAACAUAUACCGACUGUUGACAGUUAUCAUUGGCCUCUUAUUCACAUCAUGUAUUUUAAACAAACUAUGGAAUGGCAUUUAGAUUGAGUCAGCCACUGAGGUAAUGAAGCCUCAUGUGGAUGUUGUUUCCUCAGGGAAAUGUGUCUAUUUGUAAUGAAUAAAGAAAAUAAUAAAAGUUGAUAUCCAAACUGAAUUAAAAUAUAUAGUUGGUGAGACUUUUUAUUACAGUCCACCUGUGCUGUAUGUCAGCUCUUUCAGUACAGUUUAUUUGGUGGGCUUUUUAUUUGCAGCUCCCACACCUCAGCAAGAGGCUCAUCUAGGGUCUUUGUCUUAUUUUUAUUGGCAGAGAUGUACUUUUUUUUUGGGAAAAUUUUUGUACUUAAUUUAUUUUAAUUUAUUUUUAUUUUUUUCUCCCUAAGGAUUGUAUUUCAGAUUUAUCUUUUUCUUUCUUUUCAAUAAAUGUUCUUAAAACAGCA